AGGGUCUAGACGCUGUGAAGCAGGAGGCACUUGGGAUCGUCCGCAGGAUUGGGACUGCUACAGAGGCCGCCACGGAGCCCGCCGGAGCCACCGUUCCUGCUGCUGCUGCCGCCGCUGCCCGAAUCGGAACUGUCGGGCCGCAGCCGCCGGCAAUGCCGCGAAGGAAGAGGAAUGCAGGCAGUAGUUCAGAUGGAACCGAAGAUUCCGAUUUUUCUACAGAUCUCGAGCACACAGACAGUUCAGAGAGUGACGGCACGUCCCGGCGAUCUGCCCGAGUCACCCGCUCCUCAGCCCGGCUGAGCCAGAGUUCCCAAGAUUCCAGCCCGGUUCGAAAUUUGCAAUCUUUUGGCACUGAGGAGCCUGCUUAUUCUACCAGAAGAGUGACCCGUAGUCAGCAGCAGCCUACCCCAGUGACUCCAAAAAAGUACCCCCUUCGGCAGACUCGUUCGUCUGGCUCAGAAACUGAGCAGGUGGUUGACUUUUCAGAUAGAGAAACUAAAAAUACAGCCGAUCAUGAUGAGUCUCCACCUCGAACUCCAACUGGAAAUGCACCUUCUUCUGAGUCUGACAUUGACAUCUCCAGCCCUAAUGUGUCUCACGAUGAGAGCAUGGCCAAGGACAUGUCCCUGAAGGACUCAGGCAGCGAUCUCUCUCAUCGCCCCAAGCGUCGUCGCUUCCACGAAAGCUACAAUUUCAAUAUGAAAUGUCCUACUCCAGGCUGUAACUCUCUAGGACAUCUUACAGGAAAACAUGAGAGACAUUUCUCCAUCUCAGGAUGCCCGCUCUAUCAUAACCUGUCCGCUGAUGAGUGCAAGGUGAGAGCACAGAGCCGGGAUAAGCAGAUAGAAGAAAGGAUGCUGUCCCACAGGCAAGAUGACAACAACAGGCAUGCAACCAGGCACCAGGCACCAACAGAGAGGCAGCUGCGGUAUAAGGAAAAGGUGGCCGAACUCAGGAAGAAAAGGAAUUCUGGGCUGAGCAAAGAGCAGAAAGAGAAAUACAUGGAACACAGACAGACCUAUGGGAAUACUCGGGAACCUCUCUUGGAAAACCUGACUAGCGAAUAUGACUUGGAUCUUUUCCGAAGAGCGCAAGCCCGAGCUUCAGAGGAUUUGGAGAAGUUACGGCUGCAAGGCCAAAUCACAGAGGGGAGCAACAUGAUUAAAACAAUUGCUUUUGGUCGUUAUGAGCUCGAUACUUGGUACCAUUCUCCCUAUCCUGAAGAGUAUGCACGAUUGGGACGUCUCUACAUGUGCGAAUUCUGUUUAAAAUACAUGAAGAGCCAAACGAUACUCCGCCGGCACAUGGCUAAAUGUGUGUGGAAACACCCACCCGGCGAUGAGAUCUAUCGCAAAGGCUCCGUCUCUGUGUUUGAAGUAGAUGGCAAGAAGAACAAGAUCUACUGCCAAAACCUGUGCCUGUUGGCCAAGCUUUUUCUGGACCACAAGACAUUAUAUUACGAUGUGGAACCCUUCCUGUUUUAUGUUAUGACUGAAGCGGACAACACCGGCUGUCACCUGAUUGGAUAUUUUUCCAAGGAAAAGAAUUCAUUCCUCAACUACAAUGUGUCCUGUAUCCUUACCAUGCCUCAGUACAUGAGACAGGGCUAUGGCAAGAUGCUCAUUGAUUUCAGUUAUUUGCUUUCCAAAGUGGAAGAAAAAGUUGGCUCCCCAGAACGUCCCCUCUCCGACCUGGGACUCAUAAGCUAUCGCAGUUACUGGAAAGAAGUGCUUCUCCGUUACCUGCAUAAUUUCCAAGGCAAAGAGAUUUCUAUCAAAGAAAUUAGCCAGGAGACAGCUGUGAAUCCUGUGGACAUUGUCAGCACUCUGCAAGCCCUUCAGAUGCUCAAGUACUGGAAAGGAAAACAUCUAGUUUUAAAGAGACAGGACCUGAUUGAUGAGUGGAUAGCCAAGGAGGCCAAAAGAUCCAACUCCAAUAAAACCAUGGAUCCGAGCUGUUUAAAAUGGACCCCUCCCAAGGGCACUUAAAGUGACCUGUUACUCUGAGCCAGCGAACCCCAGCAGUAGGAAUCCGUACCCUAGGGAUCUGUCUGUCAUUUCUGUUGCUCUUGUGAUUGGCAAGUACAGUAUCCUCUGGGAAGGCCACGCCCCUCAGGACUGUCCUGGCUCCGAGCCUCACGUACUCUGCAGACGCUGGUUCUGAGGAACUGUUGUUUCGGCCUCAGUGAGGUUGCCUGGAUGGGAUCUCUAGUAGACUUGAGCACAGAUCCCUCGUAGCACUGACCCAAGGUGUUCUGUUUGGUACUGUACCUGUCCAGUCACUGGUUCCCCUCGUGCCCUCUAGCUCCUUCAGGUUGUGUUGUGUCUCCCGAACUUUGUAAUAGUGCUUCUUGCUGCCCCGGUCAUCAGACUUCCAAAUAACGGUUGUCGCCACCAGGACCUUUCCAGUUACUCCUUAACGUGUAUUUUUUUUUUUUUUUUUUUUUUUUGGAAGAGCAGGGAAGAGGGAACGCUUGUGAGUGUGUGCCCACUCGGAGGGGUCCAUUCCCUUUGGAUUUUUAUCUCCCUUGCAGUUUUUUCCCCCCACCGUUUCUAUUGAAAGGUCUGGUUUUGGUCAGCGUCCAGCUGACCAGAGACCAGUAGUUUUUAACUUGGAAACAGUAUGUAAUUUAUCCGAAUGAAAUGGAGAAGGCGGGUCGAGAGGUGGUGAUUCUGUCCCUGGCGUUCACCUGCAGUGAACUUGCAGUGUCUCGGGGGAAGCCAAUGAGUGCUUCUUGCCUCCCCGGGAAGUGCCCAGUCCUGAAUGUAUUCUCCUCCCCUGACUCCCCGCCCCGUUUUAUGUACGUCUGCAGGUGCCAAAAUGUCCAGUUCGCACGCUCCCUGGGUCGUCAGGCUGCACAGACCUUUCCCCAGGGCCCGCCAGUCCGAUCUGGCACACACCCGUACUUCUGUCCGAGUCGCGGUGAUUUUUUUUUUUUUUUUUGGCCUGGACAUCCCUGGAGAAGUAGGAAGUGACCGCGAGGGACUUCCGGAUCUCCUCUCAGCCCAUGACUCAGCAGGGCAGAGUGGCCACCCCCCUGCCAACGUUGGCUCCUCUUCGACAGUGCCUCACCCUCCCCUCUUGAACUGAAGCACUCCUGCCCUUCCAAGAACUCCUCCUCCAUUUCCUUUUUUGGGAUCUGCCACCAUCCCUACCCAACCCCCCCCCUCCCCCCCCAUUCUCUGGUCUCCUAUUUUUGGUUUCAAGCAAAGGAAGAGAUGCUCCCUCUAAUUUCUGUCCGGCCCAUUAUAACCUGCUAUCUUGGGGCAGCUUUUGAUGUAGGACCCGCCACCCUUCCCAACUUGGUCGCCUCCAACACCGCUGUCUUCGUGUGGAGCCCUCCCCACAAUCCCGACUCUGGUCAUUUGUGCCUUUCUCCUGUCAUCUCUGUACACUACUUAUACUCACUGUGGGUUGGGGGGAGCUAAUUUUAAGCAUGUUCAGUGGCAGCUCCCUGCCAGUUUCAGUGUCACUGUUAAAAGUUUAUCCAAAAGCAACUUCACUGGGGGUUUUCUUAAGGGGUAAAAGGCCUUUUAUCGAAGCUAACCCUUCCCCACAUGUGGUAGAAUGUGCUGUUCUAUAUCUACUCCUCAAUAAAGCAUGUUCUCUGCUCAA
This is a messenger RNA of Lynx canadensis (Canada lynx), 3615 nucleotides long. It is a transcript of the gene KAT7, whose product is annotated as lysine acetyltransferase 7. Gene Ontology annotation, cellular component: nucleus. Gene Ontology annotation, biological process: regulation of DNA-templated transcription. Bases 153 to 1988 code for a protein of 611 amino acids. The record is from RefSeq and is a predicted model, not a curated record. Lineage: Eukaryota; Metazoa; Chordata; Mammalia; Carnivora; Felidae. Gene Ontology annotation, molecular function: histone acetyltransferase activity; zinc ion binding. The transcript has 15 exons.